Molecule: messenger RNA, 2458 nt
Organism: Seriola dumerili (greater amberjack)
Lineage: Eukaryota; Metazoa; Chordata; Actinopteri; Carangiformes; Carangidae
Gene: rftn1a
Product: raftlin-like
Exons: 11
Coding region: 51-2117 (688 amino acids)
Source: RefSeq, a predicted model, not a curated record
UGUCGGUCCAGCAAACACUUCGUACGGACUGGGAACCAUCUGACUGAGACAUGGGGUGUAGGCUCCCUAAGCUGCGAAAGGCAGAGGAGAGGCGAAGCCCAGGAAAUAUCUACUCCACCCUCAGACGACCUCAGGUGGAGACUAAAGUGGGUGUGGCAUACACCUACCACUUCCUGGAUUUCCUGUUGGGGAAAGAAGAGGUGCCGGUGUCCUCGGUGCUGUGUCUGUCCUCGGUCAGAGAGCUACCGGUUCAGGUGAGGGAACUCUACGCGCAGGGUUUCGUCCUGGUCGCCGUCCACCCGUUUGUUCACCCCUGCGGCCCUCGCCACGCACACAUCCAGCGCCAGCUUCACCGGGCCGUGCUGGUCCGAGAGACGCCAAGUUCAGAGAAGAGCCAACUGAGGUGGGCAGGUCAUCGUCUGGAGACAGAUGUGUGUGUGGCGGGUCACCAGGCUGCUGACCCAGAGGUGAUCCAGAGCUACGUCAAGAGGAUCCAGGAUGUAGCGGAGCAAGGGGUGAUGUUCGUGGGCUUUCUCCAGCAGCCAGGUGGCGGACCCUGCUUCUUGGGGAACUGGGACCCCGAGGAGCUGUCAUCCUUACAUUCAAGCCCUUCGCCUAUACAUCGAGACCCCUUCAGCGCCAACACCAGCCCAACAGAUCCAACAGAAGCACAUCAAAAUGGCGUAGAACCUCUGCAUCACCCCUUUGAACCUCAAGAGUUAGAUCUUGAAAAUGUAGACUGUAGCACACAGCCUUCGGUGCCCAGAGAACCAGACUUCAACCCUCUGAAACCCACCCAGAGUUCAGAGCUCAACACAGAGGAGUCUAAUGAACCGACCUCACAGAUCGGUUUCAAAGAGUCACUAGAAUCAACCAACCAACCUCAAAAUCACAGUAAACCUGGUGUGGACGCACUUCAGUGGUGUCCAAUCAGACAGCAGGAGCGCGGUCGGCCAGAGCACAAAGAAUCUACAGAGAAACUAUUUCACCUUCCAAACCAGAGAGAAAGACGAGGUUCGAGCUCGGACAGCUGGCACAGCUCUCCGGAACUGGAUCACAACCACGCAAAGAGGUCCAGCUCUGUCUGUGCACAUGGACAAAGCAGAGUCACAACACACAACAACAACAACCACAUUCGGCUCAAGGGUUCAGAGAAAGAUAAGAACACGACUUCACCCCCACCGCAGGGUAGGAUGCAGCUCUUUGCCCUGUACAACCACACAGGGGAGCUGAACACUGCUCUGAGGUUCUACUCGCUGAGGGUGCCACUUCGAGUACAAAAGGAAGCGGGGCUCAUCACGGAAGUCGACGCGCACUGGCUUGACCACAUGACUCAGCAUUUCACCAGCGGCGCGCACCUCAUCGACGGGUUCUUCCACCUUGGGGACGACAACGACAAUGGGGUUUCAUCUGUGGACGGUGUGUUCAUCUUCCAGAGCUCUGCAGAGGAGACCACAAACGCGUCCUAUGAUGCCAUCGUGGUUGAGCAGUGGACCGUUGUUGAUGGUGUGGUGGUGAAGACAGACUACAUCCCAUUGCUCCAGUCUUUAGCUCCAUAUGGAUGGAGGUUAAUGUGUGUGUUACCUACACCAAUUGUCAAGACCAACAGUGACGGGAGUUUGUCGACCAAGCAAAUCCUCUUCCUUCAGAGACCCGUUUUGCAACGCAAGAGAAAAGACUUCAAGAUGCUGAGCCUCAGGGGUCGCAGCAAGGCAAAGAAAAACUCUACAGGAGAAGAGGAGAGAGAGAACAGGUCCCCCGCGAUGGAGGCCGAGAUGGACAGGUUGAGAAGUAACACAAAAGAGGAGGAAGAGGAAGAAGCAGCAGAGGCGAGGAAGAGCAGGGGUAGUGGAAGGAGCGAAAGGGCAAGCCUUCAGGAAGGUGGAGAGGAGAGGGAAGAGGAUGCACGGCAUCAAAAGGGCCCCUUGUUCCUAUCAGGGAGCAGCGUUUCUCUUGAAGACCAGGAGGAGGAAACUGACAUUGACAAGAUCCUUCUGUCAGCGCAGGAGAAGUCGGUGAGGUGGACAGAUGUGUGUCAGAGAGAUGACGGAGUGGUCAAGGAGGAGGUGAAAACGGAAGAGCGGAUCAAACACCAGCUGUUUUCUGGCGUCUGUUGACACAUUGGGCACAAGGCAGGGGAAGGGAAGCUGAAACCUGGUUAGUUUAUCAAAAAAGUCUUUUAAAAGUGUUUUGUUGAUCUGGAUUUUUAGGUCCUCUGUGGGUUCCAGAUGUGGUCAUAUAUAGUGUAUUUACAUCACAUACUGUUGCUCACGCUUCAGUCUGCUCUGUUUAGGACGCGAGUCUUUGAGGUUGUAGCUCCCGUAAAUUGGGAGAGUGUUGUGCAGUUUUUCUGCUUUGGGUCAAUGUUACUAUUUGAUGUGUCUUAAUAUGAAAUGAAAUGAGACUGUACAGGACAAUACAGUAGAACCCAGAAGCGGAGGAAGUAUCCAGUCUAAGC